This is a messenger RNA of Arabidopsis thaliana (thale cress), 348 nucleotides long. RefSeq names its product egg cell-secreted-like protein (DUF1278). The transcript has a single exon. The coding region runs from base 1 to 348 and encodes 115 amino acids. The record is from RefSeq and is marked reviewed. Gene Ontology annotation, cellular component: extracellular region. Lineage: Eukaryota; Viridiplantae; Streptophyta; Magnoliopsida; Brassicales; Brassicaceae.
AUGUUUCCGUUGAAUCCAUUAUUCCCUCCUCUUCUCAAGGAUGGUUGCUCUCGCAUCAUCUCUGGCGCACCAACACACACGAAACCUCAAUUCCUUGUCAUCCCUGGUUCUCCGAUCGAUCUCACAAAAUGUUUGUCAUCACUUGUUAACGUUGAAGGUUGCGUAACUGAAAUCUACAAAUCAGUUUUCACAGGAAAGUUUGGUAAUGUUGGAUAUAUGUGCUGCAAGGCGUUUUCAGCUGUGGAUGUAAAAUGUUGGCCACAAAUGUUUCCGCUAAAUCCGUUCUUCCCUCCUCUUCUCAAGAAGGAAUGUUCUCCUAUCAACGCAGCCACUCCUACACACAAAUGA